GCUAUUACAAGUGAGCACACGGAACGGAAACCCGCCACCGCCGCUUCGCCAGCGAUGAUCCUCCGGCGGAUACAUCUACAUGCCUGCGCCUCCCGCCGAUCCCUCGCGCCCGCCGCCCUCUGCGGAACCUCACCGCGCGCCUUGCCUUCUGCUGGGGCUGGCCUCCUCCGUCGCCUCCACGGCGCGGCGGGAGACGGUCCUUCGGAUUCCGAGCACGGCCGCAAGCCAGGUCCGCUUACGCUCUACAGGAAUCUAGUAAGCCAAGGGAAACUCACUUAUGACAGCUACCAGGAAAAUGUAGCUUCUGACUUAGACAACUUACUCACAAGACUCCAACAAUAUGGGAUGGAAAUGGAGGAUUACCAUGCGCAGCUGUACAUAUGGGAGAAUAGCAGGGAGAAAGAGAGGCGAAGGCUUCUUGUUGAAGAAGCUGAAGAUAAGCAGAGUGAUGGUGUAUGGAUAGAUGAGAAAAGGGGAUUUCUUGACAAGUUGGUUACACGGAGAAGAAGAGGAAGCAUAGAACCUGGAGUUGGGAAGUGGGUCUCAUACCUGAACCGAGAGAAGAAAUUAGAUAAACUGGUUGGCCAGAGACCAGUUGCUCCUGUUGCUCCUAAAGGAUUGUAUCUCUAUGGAAAUGUUGGAAGUGGGAAGACAAUGUUGAUGGACAUGUUCUAUGGGGCCACUGAAGGUGUUAUCAAACACAGGAGGAGGUUUCACUUCCAUGAGACUAUUGAUGUAUUCGCAGUUGUGGCCCUGUCUGGCAUUCUAAGCAGAUUGUUAAGCACAGGGACUGUGCUGGUAGCAACUAGUAAUAAAGCACCCGAAGAUCUGAAUCAGGAUGGGAUGCAAAGGGACAUCUUCCUUGAGUUAUUAUCUAAAUUAGAUGAAAAUUGCAAUAAGAUUCUUGUGGGAACUGAAAAGGAUUAUCGUCGCCUAAUUCCAACAGAAGGCUCAACUCAGGUUCACUAUUUUUGGCCUGUUACUUCUGAUACUUGCAGCAUGUACGAGGCUAUGUGGCAUGGCAUAACUAACCAAGUAGGAGGAGACAUUAUUUUUAUCACCAUUCCGGUAAUGUUUGGGAGAUCUAUUGAGAUUCCUCAAAGCUGUAAUGGUGUGGCAAGAUUUGACUUCGAGUACCUAUGUGGUCGCCCAGUCGGGGCUGCAGAUUAUAUAGCAAUAGCCAGGAACUACCAUACUAUUUUCAUAUCAGAAAUUCCAGCUAUGAGUAUGAAGAUCCGUGACAAGGCAAGAAGGUUUAUCACCCUUAUUGAUGAGCUGUACAAUCAUCACUGCCGUCUUGUAUGUCUAGCUUCCUCGUCCAUUGAUGAUCUUUUCCAAGGAACUGAGGAAGGACCCCUUUUUGAUUUAGAAAGUUUUCAAUUUGAAACUGAGGCCGAGGGGACAAAGCUAAGGAGGGAUGUUUUAGCAGAAGGCAAUGUUGGCUUGAGGCCUUCUACUAGUGGGCUUGUGGCAAUAUUGUCUGGUCAAGAAGAGAUGUUUGCGUUCCGCAGGGCGAUAUCUCGGCUUAUCGAGAUGCAGACCCCACUGUAUCUGGAGCAUGUGCAGCAUGCCCAUCCCUCCUUCCAACUGCAGGGUCCGGCUGUAGCAAGCAACAAUAGGACUUGUGUUUCUCAGUGUGCUCCAUCGGUCUGACAAGAGGCAGCUCUGCUUUCUGGAUGUACCAUAGUUAAGUUUGUUUGCCGGAACGCCGACAAUUAAUAAGGGCAAAUCUGAAACGAUAGCAAUGCUGAUACCCAGCGCCCAUGUAAAUGAUAAGAGUAAUCACAGCCCGUGGCAUAAAACAUGUAUAUGGGGCACAGCCCUUUCGUUGAUUGCUUAGAAGAAGAAAUGCAGCAGCUCUCUCUUAUUGACAACA
Molecule: messenger RNA, 1876 nt
Organism: Panicum virgatum (switchgrass)
Lineage: Eukaryota; Viridiplantae; Streptophyta; Magnoliopsida; Poales; Poaceae
Product: AFG1-like ATPase
Exons: 14
Coding region: 55-1653 (532 amino acids)
Cellular component (GO): cytoplasm; mitochondrion
Molecular function (GO): ATP hydrolysis activity; ATP binding
Source: RefSeq, a predicted model, not a curated record